Saprolegnia parasitica CBS 223.65 is the source of this 568-nucleotide messenger RNA. RefSeq lists its product as hypothetical. Lineage: Eukaryota; Oomycota; Saprolegniomycetes; Saprolegniales; Saprolegniaceae. The transcript has a single exon. The coding region runs from base 60 to 494 and encodes 144 amino acids. Gene Ontology annotation, cellular component: cytoplasm. Gene Ontology annotation, molecular function: GTP binding; GTPase activity. Gene Ontology annotation, biological process: intracellular protein transport; vesicle-mediated transport. The record is from RefSeq and is a predicted model, not a curated record.
UUGGGAUUAACGAGGUUUGUCCCAACUGGGCAACCGACGGACGUGGAUCUCGUCGUCUCAUGGGCUCGACGCUGUCGCGGAAGAUCGUCCGGUUCUGGACGCGGAACCACCGGCGCGUGCUGCUGGUGGGCCUCGACGCAGCCGGGAAGACCACGAUCCUGUACCACCUGCGCCUCCACAAGACGAUCCCGACGCUGCCCACGAUCGGCUUCAACACGGAGGCCAUCGCGUUCCACGGCCUCACGCUUGACCUCUGGGACGUCGGCGGCCAGGACUCGCUGCGGCCGUACUGGCGCCACCACUUUACGGGCACCCAAGGCAUCGUCUUUGUCAUCGACAGCUCGGACGCGGAGCGCCUCGAGCUCGCCAAGGCCGAGCUGCACGGCGUGCUCAGCGACGACCAGCUCCACGACGCGUGCUUGCUCGUGGUCCUCAACAAACGCGACCUCAUCCAGGGCGACGCCAGCGACAUCGUCGCGCAGCUCGACUUUUGAAAAGCUAUGCGAAGACCAAGGCCGCAAGUGCCACAUACAGCCCGCGGUGGCCACGACCGGCGACGGACUCACUG